Didymosphaeria variabile is the source of this 675-nucleotide messenger RNA. RefSeq lists its product as uncharacterized. Lineage: Eukaryota; Fungi; Ascomycota; Dothideomycetes; Pleosporales; Didymosphaeriaceae. Bases 1 to 675 code for a protein of 224 amino acids. The record is from RefSeq and is a predicted model, not a curated record. Gene Ontology annotation, molecular function: ubiquitin protein ligase activity. Gene Ontology annotation, cellular component: cytoplasm. The transcript has a single exon. Gene Ontology annotation, biological process: ubiquitin-dependent protein catabolic process.
AUGUCCUCCACGCAAACUCCCACCCGUUCCUCCUUCAUCAACAACCUCUACCAGCACACCACCCUCAACUUCCCAGCCUCAGAUCCAAACUGCUCAAUUUGCCUCGAUCCCUACCCCACAUCUCUGGUAGUUUGGAACGCCGACGGCACCUUGUUGCACGGCCCUCAACACAUCGCCACGAAGAUGCCCUGCGGCCACUUCUUCGGCUUUGCCUGUAUCUGGAAGUGGUUGAAUGAGUUGAGCUCGACGUGUCCCAUGUGUCGGGCGAGCUUCUUUGAGGUAAAGGAGGUGGAGGCAGUUCCUGAACUGGUGGUGGAGUAUGUUGGGUAUGUUGAGACGGUUCAGAUGCGCCGACAGGUCGUCGAGUUCCAGUAUGUGGAGACAGUCAGGGAGCGGAGAACAGAGGUUGAGACGGUUGAUGUGCGUCAGCAGGUUAGGGCGCUGAGAACGGAGGUUGAGACGGUUGAGUUGCGCCAGCAGCUCAGGGAGUGGAGUCUGGCUCUGGUUGGGGAGGAGAGUGUUGAGGAGGCUGCGGAGACAAGAGAGGAGGGCAUUGUGUGGUCAUCUGAUGAGGAUGAUAGCGAGAGCGAGAGCGAGAGUGAAGGCGAGUAUGAAGGUGUCCAUGAAGUUAUAAGGGGUGACUGGUUGGUAGGUCGAGAUCUACGGGCCCGAUGA